This is a messenger RNA of Peromyscus maniculatus bairdii (prairie deer mouse), 1902 nucleotides long. Its product is annotated as apolipoprotein L3-like. The record is from RefSeq and is a predicted model, not a curated record. Lineage: Eukaryota; Metazoa; Chordata; Mammalia; Rodentia; Cricetidae. Gene Ontology annotation, molecular function: lipid binding. Gene Ontology annotation, cellular component: membrane; extracellular region. Gene Ontology annotation, biological process: lipoprotein metabolic process; lipid transport.
GAGGGGUUGUUUUUUGCCAAUGUCCCCAGGAAUUGUAAAUCUGAAAUAUAUAGUCCACCUUUAUCCUUUGAUUGGGAGCAGGACAACAGAACUUUCAACUAGGAGAUGUUCUUCUGACACAGAUGCACAGCUGGUCACGGUGUGCACACAGCUAAGGACUGUCCAGUCCCAUCCAAACUCUGCCCGUUGAAGAUUCCUGAGAGAAGAGGCUUCAUUGAGUCUGUGGUUGAGUACCUCUGGACACAAGGAGCAUGAAGGACCUGAAGCUCCAGGCUGUGAAAGUAGCAGCUUCGUUCACUUUCUCUCCAAUUAUUUUGAUGUUGAUUGUCGGCUUGCUGUGUAUUACGUAUAUUAUAUAUAGGAAAAAGAAAGAUGAACAGAACAGAAGACUUUUAAGCGUUUAUCUUCAGCUGAAACCGGAGCUUGAGCAGCAGAUCAGGAAGCUGCGCGCCCUUGCAGACAGGAUUGACAAUGUGCACAGGGACUGCACCAUCACACAAGUGGUGGCCAAAUCUACCAGUGCUGUGUCCGGAGUCCUGACCAUCCUUGGUCACGCUCUGGCACCUGUAACAGCAGGAGUCAGUCUGGGGCUUUCAGCCACAGGCUUGGGACUGGGGGCGGCAGCAGCAGUGACUAGUGUGUCUACAAGCCUUGUGGAAAAGAUCAGCACAGAGUUAGCAGAAUCUGAAGCCAGCCAGCAGGUGCCAACCAGCCAGGACAAAGGGGAGGUCAUUAAAAAAGUUUUGGAGAAGAACACACCCGAGUUUGCUUCCGUAUUUAAGAGUUCCUUCAAGAAACUGAAAGACAUGAAGACUAACAUUGAUGCCAUCAACCUCGCUAAGUCUCGCCAAGCAAUAGAGAAGGUGUCAUUGGGUAACACUAGACAGGUAGAGAAAUCCUUUAAAGGCACAGCUCUGGCAAUGACCAAAGGAGAGCGGAUCAAGGAUGCAACCACCGCAGGUCUCUACCUUGUGCUGGAUGUGGUCAGCCUUAUACAAGAGUCAAAGCAUUUGCAUGAGGGUGCAAAGACAGAGUCUGCUGCAGAGCUAAGGCAGAAGGCUCAGGACCUGGAGCAGAGGUUGCAGGAGCUCAUCCAGGUCAUUGACAGCCUCACUUAGUGACCUCUUCUUCAGUGCAGCUCAGAGGACUGGGGAUGGGGGAUGCUCUAGACACCCACCUGAUAGACCCUGUCUGUAUCCCCUCUACAUCAACGUCACCAUGGUGGAAGUGCCUCCUAGAAGGGGGAGGCCACAUUAAGAGAAAGGAAGCCAGAACACAGAUGGGACAGGCCUGGGACCUCCCAUAGACUCCACUUCUUAGAUCCAGCAACCUCCCAAUAUCCCACAUGAGGUCCAAGCUCCCAAGCUGCAUAGCACAUCCAAGGCCUGACUAAGCCACAGCAAGGCUGCUCCUCAGUCAUGCCCACAACACUGCUCCUAGUUGAGGCUCACCAUCCUCACUGUCCUCUGAGCUGCCAACUUUCAUACUGCUUUCUGAUUGGUUGCAUAGAAACCUUCUCCUUCUUCCUAGAUCUGCCUAAUUCUCUGUUUGUCCCAGUAUUUCCAAAUCCUGCAAUCAUACUCUGGAAGGACACCAUUUCUGUUUUUAUGGCUUUGGUCAUGUGGAAUGAUGGGUCUUUUGGUGAAAUGCUCAGAGAGUAGAAAGGAAAGGAUGCUGGGAAUGUCAUCUGCACGGUCAUCACAGGUUCUUGUCCUAGUGCCAGCCGUGGGUCCUACAAGGCAGGAGAGGUGACAGGGUAUGGCUGGUCAGUUCUGCUCCCUGUUACCAGAUUCUGGGGAAAUCACAAGGUUUAAUUCCUAUUGACUUUUAAAAUCUGCUGAGAUGCACGUGAAGGGCAACAUUUGUUCCAUAGUAUUUGAUGAAUAAAUUUCUGCACACUCA